Messenger RNA from Pseudomassariella vexata, 1881 nucleotides. RefSeq lists its product as uncharacterized. Bases 1 to 1881 code for a protein of 626 amino acids. NCBI's taxonomy places the organism in Eukaryota, Fungi, Ascomycota, Sordariomycetes, Amphisphaeriales, Pseudomassariaceae. The record is from RefSeq and is a predicted model, not a curated record. The transcript has 2 exons.
AUGCAGCGGAACGGGGAUAUCAGGGGUUUCUUUGCAAAGAAGCCCACUCCAGCAGGUUCAAACCCACCGUCGUCGUGGUCUCAACCAUUAGGGGUGGACCUGCCUUCGUCCCCUAUCACGCCACAGAAAGCUGCAGUUAGAGCACCAUUGAGCCGGGAUGACGAGAUCAAAGGCUCAGAUGAAGACGACUCUGAUGACUCCCUAGGGUCUCUUACGGACUUUUUCGGCCGAAAAGGAGGGCCGUCGUCGGCCUUCCAGAGGAAACCCAAUGCCGCAAGCACAACACCCAAGGCUAAGAGGACAGCUUCGGGCCCUGGCUUCCACUCACCUUUGACACUGCAAAACAAGCCGCAGAGGCACAAAUUCGAUCUGAAGGCUCUGGUCAAUCAUGCCCGGCAGGACAACGCUACAGAUGAAAGCGCCCGAAGAGCAGGGGAGCUCCUUCGAGAAGCAGCUGCUGAUGUCGUCGAGAAGUAUGACGAUUCGGGGAGCGACCAGGAUCCGGAGAUAAUGCGAGACACUGCGAGGAAACUGUUCGAUGAUGGCGAAAAGGAUUCCAAAGGCGACAAAUUCGUCAGGGCCAUGAACCGGACGCAGGGAGACGAUACCCGCAGUUGGUACUACUUCUUCGACCCAGCUGGACCUCCGCGUGAUGUCAGUAGAUCGCCGUUCCCUAAGAAGGCGGCAAAAGGACAAUGGGGGUUCCUUAGCCCAGCCGAUGGAAGAGAUCUCGCCUUCGUCCGUGGUAUUCCUAUAGCCAUAGCGAUCAAAGGCAAGGAGUUGCCCGACGAGUUAUUCGAGUGGAUCUUGUCCGAGAUAUGCGUAGAGAAGAAUCUGCAGUUGCGGGGACAGUACAUGAACCUGGUUUCUCGCUGCUUUGAUGACACCCGUCGUUUGGUCGACGACAGACAGCUUUAUAGCAUGCUGGAGAAGAUAGGAGGUCCGAAGCACUCUCUUAAACACGGCAAAUUUGAGCUGUCACCAGGAUUCGCACAAGCCCAUCUCGGCAGAGACUGGUCACCCCUGGUAUCGUUCUUGCAAAUACUGGCUGAAAUGGCACCGAAUAUGAGUCCGAGCAAUGUGAUAGCCGCAGUGCAAAUGUUAUUACGGAUGAGUCUUGACCCCGUUGUCAGCUGUAUAGUGCAAGUAAGGAGCGAGUAUGACGCCGCGAUGACUGCCUUGGCCUCAGCUCUCCCGAAGGUGGAGGAGCAAUGGAAUGCUUGCUGCAAUCAAAUCUGCUCAUAUUUGCAUGAGGGAGUAGAGACAGCGUCGCAGAGAAGUGUUGCGGUGAGACUCAUGCCACUCUCCCGACCUCGCGUCUGCGAUCUCCGCAGACGCCUCGCCGCCAUGGCCCUCUUCGGCAACCCCGAUCUGGGCCGCAAGCAUCCAGAUCAAACCCUCACGUUCCACGAUAUCUUCACACGCAUAGACGAGGAUGAUUUCAAUGUCACCCACUCGACCGACUUUGCCGAGUUGAACGCCCUCAUCGCUCUCCUCGACAUCGUCGUUGACGACGGAGAGCACCUCCGCGCAAAGGUGGGCCCAAGUUUCAGUUCCAACCCCGCGGACCCUGAUGCGGAGGCCACCAAGUUCGACGCCGAGGUCGACCAUUUGGCGUUCAAGCUCAAGGCCAUUCACGACAAGCUCAACGACAACAGCCAAAUCUCUAGGAAGGAGGCCAAGUUGGCUCUCGACAGCAUCGGCAAGCGACUGACAUACGAGGUGCGCUCGCGGCCGCCGCCCAAGACGAGCAUCUUUGACGCUGAGCCUGAGGAGGAUGCGUCGUUGCCUAAGCAAAGAGAUUUCAUGAAGAAGUGGGCGCAGAGAAAGACGGAUGCGAAGGCGGGGAAGGAGAACACACCGGCGGGGGCAAAUGACUAA